Charadrius vociferus (killdeer) is the source of this 747-nucleotide messenger RNA. RefSeq names its product transmembrane protein 110. NCBI's taxonomy places the organism in Eukaryota, Metazoa, Chordata, Aves, Charadriiformes, Charadriidae. Gene Ontology annotation, biological process: activation of store-operated calcium channel activity. The record is from RefSeq and is a predicted model, not a curated record. Gene Ontology annotation, cellular component: cortical endoplasmic reticulum; membrane. The transcript has 8 exons. Bases 1 to 747 code for a protein of 248 amino acids. Gene Ontology annotation, molecular function: calcium channel regulator activity.
AUGGAUCUGUUGGAACUUGAAGUAAAACGCUUCAGAGAACCAAAGCAUGAAAGACGUCCCUGGAGGAUAUGGUUUUUAGAUACUUCCAAGCAAGCCAUAGGGAUGUUGUUCAUCCACUUUGCAAAUGUCUAUUUAUCAGACCUUACAGAAGAAGACCCUUGUUCACUGUACCUUAUCAACUUCUUGUUAGAUGCCACAUUAGGAAUGCUGUUAAUCUACAUUGGUAUACGUGCAGUCAGCAGCAUUGUGGAAUGGCAGCAGUGGGAGUCCCUUCGCUUUGGUGAAUAUGGGGAUCCAGUGCAGUGCAGUGCUUGGGUGGGCCAAUGUGCUCUCUACAUAAUGAUUAUGACAUUUGAGAAAACCAUCAUCAUUAUAGUGCUUCUUAUACCUCAGUGGAAAGAGGUAGCUUUAUUGAAUCCUAUAGAGAACCCCCAGUUGGAACUGGCUAUCGUCAUGCUGAUAGUUCCCUUCUUUGUUAACGCAUUAAUGUUCUGGGUAGUAGAUAAUUUUCUUAUGAAGAAAGGGAAGACAAAAGCUAAACUUGAAGAAAAGGAAGCAGGACAAGAUUCAAGAAAUGGAAGUAAAGUCCGAUACAGGAGAGCAGCAUCACAUGAAGAGUCAGAGUCAGAAAUCCUUAUUUCAGCAGAUGAUGAGAUGGAGGAAUCAGACGCUGAAGAGGACCUACGUAGACUGACCAACUUAAAGCCCAUUAAGAAAAAGAAGCAUCGUUUUGGUCUGCCUGUAUGA